AUGGCCGGCCCUCGCCUGCGGGCCUGCGGGCUGGCCGGGCUGGCCGCGGCGGGCGGGGCGCUGCUCUACACCGCCUGGAGGACUUACUUGGCCGCCCAGCGGGCCCCGCAGGAAGAGGAGGAGGAGGAGGAGGAGGAUCGGAAGGAGGAGGAAGAAGGAGGGGAGGGGGCCGCCCCCGACCCGCGGCCUCAGGUGAAACCCCUGAAGAAACAAGUCCUAGUUCUUGGCCUGGAUGGAGCAGGGAAGACGAGCGUCCUUCACUCCUUGGCCACUAAUCGAGUCCAGCGUUGUUCCACUCCCACCCAAGGCUUCAACGCCGUGUGCAUCCACACCGAGCGGGGCCAGCUGGAUUUCUUGGAAAUCGGGGGCAGCGAGCCUUUCCGUUCCUACUGGAACAUGUACCUGUCCAGGGGCCUGGUGCUCAUUUUUGUGGUGGACUCAGCCGAUCCCAGCCGAUUUCCUGCCGCCAAGAGGCACCUUCAUCAGCUGAUCCAGAAGGAUGUGUCUCUUCCUCUGGUGGUUUUGGCAAAUAAACAGGAUCUGGAAGGUGCGUCUUUCAUCACUGAUAUUCACGACGCUUUGGAACUCUCGGCCGUUGGCGACCAGAGAAAGCUGUUCCUGAUUGGCACCCAUGUGGCCGAAGGCGAUUCCCACAUCCCUUCCAGCAUGCGGGAUGCCCGGGACCUCAUCACCCAGUUGGUUUCAGAAGCCCAGUGACCCUAGUGGAACAGUUGUCGCGCCAAUGUUCAGCUGCAAACUUGAACUCAGGAUGUUUUCACUUUGAAAUUAAAAAUGGAUAUUUUCCUAUUUUUCCCCAGUGUUUGGAAUCUAUAUGAGCAUGAUGCUAAUUUAUCCAAAGUUUUUUAUGGAGACACCACAAUUCGAAAUAGAUUAUAAAGUGCCAGAGCAUUUUGUAAGAGUUGAGGCUUUUAACUGAGAUAAUUAAAGGAAAAUUGUUAGAGAGCAAAUUUUAGGCUUGUUUGGGUUUUUUCCAGUAAGUAGUAAAAUGUACCAUUUAUCCAUGUUUUAAUGACCUAUUCUAAGCUUUAAAAUAACUGUUGGUUUUGAGGGUCUCCAGAGGACUCACUCAUCGGGUAUUGGAGAGCCCAGUGGGUCAGGAAGAGAAUGUUACGGUUUGGGUCUGUAGUGUCAGCUGUGGGAGAGCAAAUCCAUCAGAGAUCCUUCCCCUUAAU
Messenger RNA from Tachyglossus aculeatus (Australian echidna), 1193 nucleotides. It is a transcript of the gene ARL9, whose product is annotated as ADP ribosylation factor like GTPase 9. Bases 1 to 717 code for a protein of 238 amino acids. The transcript is spliced from 4 exons. The record is from RefSeq and is a predicted model, not a curated record. NCBI's taxonomy places the organism in Eukaryota, Metazoa, Chordata, Mammalia, Monotremata, Tachyglossidae. Gene Ontology annotation, molecular function: GTP binding; GTPase activity.